Molecule: messenger RNA, 951 nt
Organism: Jaculus jaculus (lesser Egyptian jerboa)
Lineage: Eukaryota; Metazoa; Chordata; Mammalia; Rodentia; Dipodidae
Product: olfactory receptor 56A4
Exons: 1
Coding region: 13-951 (312 amino acids)
Biological process (GO): G protein-coupled receptor signaling pathway
Cellular component (GO): membrane
Molecular function (GO): olfactory receptor activity; G protein-coupled receptor activity
Source: RefSeq, a predicted model, not a curated record
AGAAGGCAGGAGAUGGAGGCUAAAAUCAACAGUUCCUCACUUCUAGUCUCUGAAUUCUUCCUCAUCUGUUUCCCUAACUACCAGAGUUGGCAGCACUGGCUGUCCCUGCCCCUCAGCUUCCUCUUCCUCCUGGCCGUGGGAGCCAACAUCACCCUCCUCGUCACCAUCCGGCUGGAGGCCUCUCUGCACGAGCCCAUGUACUACCUGCUCAGCCUCCUCUCCCUGCUGGACAUUGUCCUCUGCCUCACCGUCAUCCCCAAGGUCCUGGCCAUCUUCUGGUUUGACCACAGGACCAUCAGCUUCCCCGCCUGCUUCCUCCAGAUGUUCAUCAUGAACUGUUUCCUGACCAUGGAGUCCUGCACCUUCAUGGUCAUGGCCUAUGACCGCUAUGUGGCCAUCUGCAAGCCUCUGCGGUACCCCUCCAUCAUUACUGACCAGUUUGUGGUGAGUGCUGCCGCCUUUGUUAUAGCACGGAAUGGACUUGUUACUAUGCCUAUCCCCAUACUUUCUUCUCAGCUGAGAUACUGUGAGAGGAUUAUCAAGAACUGCAUCUGCACUAACCUGUCUGUGUCCAAACUCUCUUGCGAUGACAUCACCUUCAAUAAACUCUACCAGUUUGUCAUAGGCUGGACCUUAUUGGGUUCUGACCUCAUUCUUAUUAUUCUUUCUUAUUCUUUAAUCCUGAAAACUGUGCUGAGAAUCAAGGCAGAGGGAGCUGUGGCCAAGGCCCUGAGCACGUGUGGUUCCCACUUCAUCCUCAUCCUCUUCUUCAGCACGGUCCUCCUGGUGCUGGUCAUCACUAACAUGGCCAGAGAGAGGGUUCCCCCGGAUGUCCCCAUCCUGCUCAACAUCCUGCACCACCUCAUUCCCCCAGCUCUGAACCCCAUUGUUUAUGGGGUGAGAACCAAGGAGCUCAAGCAGGGAAUCCGGAACCUGCUGAGAAAGUUGUAA